AUGGCCCGCCAAGAUCACGCCCCAACAGCCCCAUACAGUGAGCCCUUGCUCCCCCAGCUCGACAUCCAGAACCCAUACUACACCGCCCUCCACCACAGUCUUCGCGCCUAUGUCCGCAACUACGUAGAAUCAUCGAUUGCACCAUACGCCCAUGAAUGGGAAGCCGCAGGCCAAGUCCCCGAACCCGUCCGCCGGCGCCACUGCGCACUGGGGUUCGGAAUCAUUCAUCCCCUGACCACGAUCGAAGAUGCCGCCGGACUAUCCCUCCCGAACAACGUGCCGCGCGAGAAAUGGGAUACGUGGUGCUCGCUCAUUGUCGCCGAUGAGCUCAUCCGCACUGGAUACGUAGGUGUGAUUUGGGGACUGGGGGGUGGGAAUAACAUCGGGUGUCCACCCAUUGCACGGUUUGGAACACAGGAGCAGAGGCAGAGGUGGCUUCCGCGGGUGGCGAAGGGGGAUAUUCGAUUUUGUUUGGGGAUUACGGAGCCUGAUGCUGGAUCGGAUGUCGCGAACAUCUCGACGACGGCAAAGCGCGAAGGCGAUUGCUAUGUUGUUAAUGGGGCGAAGAAAUGGAUUACCAAUGGUAUCUGGGCUGACUAUUGCACUGCUGCGGUGAGGACUGGGGGUCCUGGAAGGGGUGGGAUUAGCUUGCUUGUGAUUCCUCUGGCGGCGCCUGGCGUGACGCGAAGAAGGAUGUAUAAUUCCGGCGUGCAUGCAAGUGGGUCAACUUUCAUCGAACUGGACGAUGUCCGGGUCCCGGUAGACCACCUCAUCGGAGAGGAAAACAAGGGCUUUCCGCUCAUCAUGUCAAACUUCAACCCCGAGCGUCUCAGCCUCGCCUGUGCAUCGUUGCGUCUGGCUCGCGUGUGCGCCGAAGAUGCCUUCCAUUACGCCGCACAGCGCGAGACAUUCGGCGCCCCGUUAAUACAGAGACAAGCCAUACAGUCGAAGAUCUUCAAAUUCGGGCUCAUGAUCGAACCCGCAUACGCAUUCAUGGAACAACUUGUGAAUAUCAUCGAACUAACCAAGGACAGACCCACCGACGAUGUCCGAAUUGGAGGUAUGACCGCGUUGCUCAAAGUGAUGUCUACCAGGGCCCUGGAGAAAAGCGUUAGGGAAGCCCAACAAAUACUCGGUGGUGCUGGGUAUAAUAAGGCUGGAAAGGGGGCACGUAUUGAGCAGAUUAGCCGUGAUGCCCGGGUUCAUGUUGUUGGGGGCGGAAGUGAGGAGAUCAUGAUGGGUCUUGCGCUGCAGGAGGAGACGAAAGCCCUUCGGACGAGGCGUAAGGCUUUGGAGAAGAAGGCGAGGCUUUAA
Messenger RNA from Aspergillus bombycis, 1314 nucleotides. RefSeq names its product acyl-CoA dehydrogenase family protein. The transcript is spliced from 4 exons. Gene Ontology annotation, molecular function: oxidoreductase activity, acting on the CH-CH group of donors; flavin adenine dinucleotide binding. Lineage: Eukaryota; Fungi; Ascomycota; Eurotiomycetes; Eurotiales; Aspergillaceae. The coding region runs from base 1 to 1314 and encodes 437 amino acids. The record is from RefSeq and is a predicted model, not a curated record.